Molecule: messenger RNA, 869 nt
Organism: Alosa alosa (allis shad)
Lineage: Eukaryota; Metazoa; Chordata; Actinopteri; Clupeiformes; Clupeidae
Product: 60S ribosomal protein L24-like
Exons: 1
Coding region: 40-516 (158 amino acids)
Biological process (GO): cytoplasmic translation
Cellular component (GO): cytosolic large ribosomal subunit
Molecular function (GO): mRNA binding; structural constituent of ribosome
Source: RefSeq, a predicted model, not a curated record
GACUAGUACUUCCUCUUUCCUGACUGAUUAGCCGCCACGAUGAAAGUCGAACUCUGUAGCUUCAGUGGUUACAAGAUUUAUCCCGGCCAUGGCCGACGAUAUGCCAGGAUUGACGGAAAGGUCUUCCAGUUCCUGAACGCCAAGUGCGAAUCAGCUUUCCUGGCCAAGAGGAACCCCAGGCAGAUCAACUGGACCGUUCUGUACAGGCGGAAGCACAAGAAGGGCCAAUCCGAAGAUGUGGCUAAGAAGCGCAGUCGCCGGGCUGUCAAGUUCCAGAGAGCCAUCACCGGUGCUUCCUUGGCCGAGAUCAUGGCGAAGAGAAAUCAGAAGCCCGAGGUCCGGAAGGCCCAGAGAGAACAGGCGAUAAGGGCUGCUAAGGAGGCAAAGAAAGCCAAGCAGGCUACGAAGAAGCCGUCAGCUGCAUCAGGUGCAAAAGCUCCCGCGAAGGCAGCUCCCAAACAGAAGAUUGCCAAGCCAAUGAAAGUCAACGCACCCCGUGUUGGAGGAAAGCGCUAAGAUGUUGACUGAUCUGGUUACUCAUAUUAUUCAGAGUAAAAUAAAAUAGGAGGACAUUUACUGACCCGGACUCUCAAACUUUUUUUGGUUUAUUGCUAGCAUCAGCUGCGUAACCCUGUCUAUUGAUGGAGUCCACAUAAGCCUACUGUAUUUGUGGUCUGAUGUAUUUUAUUGACAAAUUUCGAGAGUAGGCUACCUUCAUUUAAUUUAAAACUAAGAGGCUAUUAAACACUAUAUCAGUGUUUUCAUCAAGAUGUUAUGACUUAUGAAUGUAGAAUAAUUAUCAUGCAGAAUAAUUCUCCUCUAAGGUUAAAUUUUGGAACCAUACCAGCAUUAAACCAGACUUCUCCAAA